GAAAUGUGACCUUACAGGCACGUGACUUAAACAAUUGCCAAAUCCAUGAUUACCGGCCAGGAACAAAUUUGCUUAAAAUACCAAAAAGAGAAAUUCCAGAUCGUCCAUAUCUGGCAGAAAGGCAAGAUUAG
Racocetra fulgida is the source of this 131-nucleotide messenger RNA. The record is from the annotation of a GenBank genome assembly. NCBI's taxonomy places the organism in Eukaryota, Fungi, Glomeromycota, Glomeromycetes, Diversisporales, Gigasporaceae.